Prorocentrum cordatum is the source of this 3989-nucleotide messenger RNA. NCBI's taxonomy places the organism in Eukaryota, Dinophyceae, Prorocentrales, Prorocentraceae. The record is from the annotation of a GenBank genome assembly.
CCUACCCCCCCAAGUUCAUAUAACACGUCUGGGUUGCAGCGAUGGGGGUGCACGCGUGCCUCCUGCGCGCUCCACUCGCGGCCAACAUGGCGGGCGUUGGGCGCGCGCUCCUCGCCGCGAUGCUGGCGCCGGCGGCCCUGAAGGGCGCGGCCGGGCUCCACCUCCAGGCCGCGGGCGACAGCGCCGGCUGCGCGGCGCUGACGAACCACGGCACGCACUUCACGAUCGACGUGGACGUCGGCACGCCCUCGCAGAGGUUCAGCGUGGUGGCGGACACGGGCAGCAACACCCUCAUCGUCCCGUCGUGCCAGUGCCAGAAGGCGGGCAAGUGCGACACGACCGACAGGUGCUUCACCGGCUCGAACAAGUCCUCGUCCUUCCACCUGGAGGUCGGCGAGAGGGACGAGCCCGUGUCCAUGGUCCUUUCCUACGGUAGCGGAGACAUCCAGGGGGUGGUGGUCCAGGAGAAGGUGAGCGUGGGCGGCGUCGACGCCGACCUGAAGGACGGCCUCCUCCUCAUGGUGGACCGCGCUCUGAAGAUCAGCGGGUCCUUCGAGGGCAUCCUCGGCCUGGGCCUGCCACAGGCCCCGACGAAUUGGACUGCCGUGGAGGAGCAGGAGAAGCAGCAGGCCGCCGGGGCCGGGGGCCAGAGCAUGGAGGACGUGAUCAAGCAGAUCAUGGGCCAGGCCGGAGCGGGGGGCCAGAGCAUGGAGGACAUGAUCAACCAGAUCAUGGGCCAGGCGGGCGCCUCCGGGCCAGAGGGCGGCGCGGGGGCCAUCCCCGACCAGAACAUGCGCAAGGCCCUGAAGGCCGCAGUGGAGCAGCCGAAGCGGGUCCACCGCGACUCGCCCACGGGCUUCCUGGAGCAGGCCGGCAUCGGUCGCUUCUCGAUGUGCUUCAACGACGGCAGCGACGGGGUCCUGCGGAUCGGCGAGCCGCCUUUGCAGCAGAGCCACGGCGGCAUGGGCACCGAGCACUGGGGCGUGGACUUCCGGGGCGUCUCGGUGGGGAGCCACGCAGCGGGGGACGUGCUCUUCUGCCACGGCGAGAACAUGACGGAGGAUCAGAGGCAAGUGAAUCACGUCAUGCAGGAGUUUGGGCCAUUCGAUUUUGAUCGCUUCGAGUCUGCAUUCUUGGACCUGCCAGGGGCGGUAACCCACGACUCCAGGAGCAAGCCUGUUCGAACAAUUCUUGAUUGGUUGGACGCGACGCGAGACUUGAAGCAAAUGCGGAUGAAGGAUGCAGCUUGUGAAAAAUGGAAUAAGAUCAUCAGUGGAGCACGCGAGGUUGAAAACGCGCCGAUUGAGGAGACGGUGGGCUACAAUGUGUUGCGGUACGCUCGGGUACGGGUCGACUGCGUGGCCAUGUUGUUGUGGAGGGAGCGGUUCGCCAGGCUCGACGGCGACGGAUUCGAUAUACAUUUGCACAGCGAUGGGUCACCACAAUGGGCUGGGGUGGAAUUGUUCGCGUCCACGUUCGAUAUAUUGACACCUUGCGCGCAGGGCCCGAGCAAGUAUCAUGUGGACAGGCGCCUGCUUCCGUUGAUCAGCAUCGGCAUGUCAAUGUUCAGUGCGCUUGGGAAGUGUUUCGCGCUCCUCUGGCAGGUCUUCCUCAUAGCUGGGCCGCGCUUCGAAGAUGUUCGCAAAUUUCUUAACAUAGUACGCUCGCUGACAGUUGACUUCGGCACUGAGCGGUUGCUGGCGGAUUACGAGGACGUCCUGCCGUGGUUCUUCGGAGUCAAAGCCAUCAACAAUUUCGCGAGGCACUAUAGGUUGGAUUUGACACGGCUGCUCAAGGAUGUGGAGGCGUUCGGCGCGGCCGAUCUUGUGCAGACUGCGUCUUUGCCAUAUUUUGCGGAGUGGAGGUGGGGAACUUUACAUGGCGUCUUGAAGUCGCUCGAAUCCUGCAUCGCGGCCGUCGUGGCGUCGAUUGACCUCGGCGCGUUUAUCAAGUGGCAGACGGCAACCAAGAUGGUCAAAGACGUCCAGGAGGCAUUCGGAUCGGGGCAGUUUCACAUUGAAUUGAAGUUCGUGGUGUGGUUUACCAGUUGGUUGACUGAGUUGCAGAAUGCAGCGACGUGGUGUCCUUGUCAUUUGGGAGCUUGCAAGAGGAAGGAGUACCCUGACUGCAACAUGCGAGGCCGUAUACUGCCAAUCGUUCCGGAUAUCAGAUCACAUUUCCUUGCUGAAUCCAUUGCUACGAUAGAACAGUGGACGAUCACGCAGUGGAGAGAUGCAAAUACAUUGAGGCUUUUGCAAGGCAGCGCGCGGUGGGCGCACGGCCUGAUUCUCGAGGUCGCACGGUUUGCAGAUAUGAUCCCGCACCUUUUCAGCCGACUUGAUCAGCCUCAUGUGAAGGAGGAGUGCGUUCGCCAGUACACGUCGGAAAGCCACGACCAGCAUCAUAGAGUUUCGCAGUAUUUCAUGGACCCCGCUGGCCCCAUGCGGCGACUAGUUGAUGAGGUAUCGGAGGCAGGUGAGAUCAACGAUGAGCAUCUCAAGAGGGAGGUCGAGUCCGUCGCCAACAUCAGUCUUGACGACAAUGUGAAUGAGAGCCCCCACGCACACGUCAAGCGCGAGAUGGGCAGAUGCCGUCCAGCACUCUUUCCUUGGAAUGCGUCUUCUUGCAGGUUGAACCAAAACCUAGAGGACCUGAAGUACUUAGGUUCUGGAGGGGACUCGGAAUUGCAGAAGUUAUUGAACGUUUGCUCGUCGACCAUCCAGGUGGAGAGUAGGAAGCUUGGGCGCAACCCACGGUGUACGAAACAAGUGUUCACGGACAAGCUGUACAUGCGUCCUAAGCCAGAUGUUGCUGCCACUGGCGACGGCGGAGGUCGACGUCGGCUUCGCGAUCAGGUCGACAUGGCGAUGCUUGUGCGUGAGUGGCUGAUCAGCUCAAUCAAGCAGUUCGAGUAUCUGAGCCUUUGGACUAUCAACGCCGAUGGCAACAUGCAGAUCAGAGUAUUCCAGAUCCUGAGUUGUAACGUCAACGUCGUGAGCGUCACGACGUUCGAGAGCACCAAGCCCAAUGAGUUCGGCUUGAAGGUCUGCGUCCAAGAGCUGGAGGUGUGGAAAGUGGACACCAUACGCUACGACACGAAUCUGAUUGACGUGUUCACGGGCUCCCCUCCAGAGCAUGUCGACAUGCUCGGCCUCGUUGGCACAGACGAGAGGAACAGGCGCCAGAUGAAGUACUGGACUUGGGCCGAGUCUGACUUGGACGGCUGCCUGGCGCUCGCUUCUCCACGACCGCGCUGCCCGACGGUGGAGCUCAAGGACGCGCCUGGUUUCGUCGGCUGCGGCCGCAUCGUGACCCGCGUCCCAGGCGGCCCCGCAGAGUUCGAUCAUCGCAGGCUCCCAUCCAAGCGUUUUUAUCUGUUAUGCGUCUUGGCACAGCCGCACCUCUUUAGCAACGGGUGCGUUCAAUUCAAGUCGAAUGGACCUCAGGCGUACUUCAAGGCAUUACUGAAGGAUCCAACGGCGGUGCCAGGGCUGCCAGCAAUCAAAUACAUUGAAAAUGACGGUGAAUCUCACGACGGCCCAGCUCCAGCACAACUACUGGGGCUUCCGACCAGGUCGGCCACGAGUGAGGCGGUGGCGAGAGUUGAUGCAGACAUCGACGGCGACGAUGGCUCCCUCCAUCGCGCGCCAGCCCCGCUACAGCUUGCAGAUGACGGCGGCUCCAGCGCGCACUCGCACACAUCUUCGUCGCACGCUUCUGUCGAUGAAGGCUCCGUGGACGGAGACACCGCUGUCGGGCCAGACUCGUGCCCGCUCUUCAUCGACGGCAUGACCGUCACUCGGGAGUCCCACCUUGGCCGAGGGGACUUCGGACUGAGAGUGAAGUGUUCGAACCCAUCUCACGUGAAUUGCAGUUGCUACCGAUCAGUUAAGCUGUGGACGGAGGAGUUUGGGGUUGAUGCACCAGCGUUGUUUCUGAAAACGUGGAUGGCCAAGAGUUUGUCCGACUUGGCUGGUGGACCCUGCUAG